Pygoscelis adeliae (Adelie penguin) is the source of this 1734-nucleotide messenger RNA. RefSeq names its product podocalyxin-like (gene PODXL). NCBI's taxonomy places the organism in Eukaryota, Metazoa, Chordata, Aves, Sphenisciformes, Spheniscidae. The transcript has 8 exons. The record is from RefSeq and is a predicted model, not a curated record. Bases 82 to 1674 code for a protein of 530 amino acids. Gene Ontology annotation, biological process: positive regulation of cell-cell adhesion mediated by integrin; negative regulation of cell-cell adhesion; regulation of microvillus assembly. Gene Ontology annotation, cellular component: microvillus membrane; apical plasma membrane.
GGCUCUCAGAAUGUUACAAAGACAACUCCUGCAAGCCCAACAGGAAACGGGCAGAUCACCACAACUACAGACACCAGCAAGAUGCAAGGGACCACCCCCACAAGCAAGCCAGGAAACCCACCAUCCACCUCCAUGUCGUCAACUGCCACAGUUCCAGGGACCACCCCUACAAGCAAGCCAGGAAACCCGCCGACCUCCACUGUGAUAUCACCCUCCACUGUUCAAGGGACCACCCCUACAAGCAGCCCGGGAAACUCAUCACCCACCCCCACGACAUCGCCCCGCCUGUCUCAGCAGGUCAGCUCUUCAACCAGCUCCGGAGCCUCAACAGCCACCCCUGAUGCAACCUCCAGCGUGGCCCAGCAGAAGACCACCCCUCCAGCCACCUUGGGAAGCUUGGCCGCCACCACUGCUGCAAGUCCUGUCCCCACACAUACGAGCAGCCCUCCAGCCACCUCAGAAGGUUUAGGGACUGCUGUCACAUCCCCUCCCAGCGUGGAAGCUCAGGGAGGCCAGCCUUCGGACCAGUUGACCAGCACCGCUGCGAGCACCGGAGUCCUAACGAGCAGCCUUCCCCCUGGGCUCAAGGACUAUGGUAUCUCUUCUCCCACAGCUGUCACCAAGCAGCCUCACUUUUCUCCCAGUUCUCCAGGCCAGGGACUGGCCUCUUCCACCAGACCUGGAAGCAUUGACACUUCUGUUACCCCUUUUGAUGGAUCCGUCUCCCCCACCACUAGAAAAGCAUCUCUGUCUUUACCACCUGGCAGCAUCAACAAGGUCUCGGAGGCAGCCACCACGCCGACUCUUGGAACAGACCAGAGAAGCCAUGACGCCAGCUCUGUGUCAACCAAACCUGCAAGUGCUGACCAGAGCCCUGCCACUGCACAGCCAUCAGCCCCGGCCCCGGGGGACCAGACGGCGAGCAGCAGUCCUGGCCACCAGCACCCUAACGCUUCUUUCCAAAAUGAGGUCAUCUGUAAAGACCAGGUGCAAAAUAAUUGGCCCACCAUGUAUCUGAAAGAAGCUAAAACCUGUGCCGAGUGGAGGACCACCAGCAUCAACAUCUCCUUCUUUGAGAGCUUCUGCUCGACGGGCCAGCACGCUUUCAACGCCAGCAGGGAAACGUGCACAGUGAUGCUGACCUCCCGCGAGCCCCGCUCCCAGCACUGGGCCGUGCAGGCGGUUGUGCACCUCCCUUUGGACCCUGAAAAAGUCCUCGAGGAGCUGAAGGAGAAGAAGGACAAGUUAGAGGAGCUCGGCAUCGCCAACAUCACCUAUGACAAAAUGGAGAGGGAGAUGAUAAUCAACGAUGAGUUCAGCACGCCCCUGAUCAUCACCAUCGUCACCCUGGCCGUCUCCCUGCUGCUGAUCGCGGCCAUCUACGGCUGCUGCCACCAGCGCUUCUCCCGAAAGAAGGACCAGCACAUCCACCCUGAUCUCCCCGGGUUUGAUGAUGGACAUGUGGCCCUGAUCUUUAAUCAGCGCCUGACUGAGGAGCUGCAGACGAUGGAGAACGGCUACCACGAUAACCCCACGCUGGAGGUGAUGGAGACCUCCUCCGAAAUGCAGGAGAAGAAGGUGAACCUCAACGGCGAGCUGGGGGAUAGCUGGAUUGUUCCUCUCGACACCCUCAUGAAGGAGGACCUGGAGGAAGAGGAGGACACGCAUUUAUAGGAUACAGAACUCGGAUCAAGCAAAAAACGACCACGCCCAAAAAACCCCCACCCAUAAUCC